AUGGCUGCAGACCAAGCCGCUGACACGGACAUCCAGUCCUAUCAGACGGCCGCUACGGGGCUGCGGUUGAAGGAUGUGGUGUUUGACAGUGCCAACGCCACACUCCUCUGCGACGUUUACACGGGCCAGCCCUGCCCCAUGGUGCUCACCGCCUGGCGAACAAACCUUCUGAGAUCGUUCGUCAUCGAGCGACUAACAGCAGCAGCUGAGGAGAUAUUAGGAGCUUUCGAGAGGACGAUAGAGGAGUAUGAGGACGAGAGAGAGCGACAGAGGAGACUGCUGGACAUGGUGUUGAAGCCCAAGAUCACGUUACACAGAAUAGACUAUGUACAGUUAUCGAAACAGCAGCCUCGUGAGCAGGAGAGGAGCCCCAGUCUGGCCAAGGAGGAACAACAGGAACUCUGGAUCAGUCCACAGGAAGACCAAAUUCCAUUGCAGAAGGUAGCAGAUACCUCUGAGUCCAUAUUUACCCCUCUUUGUGAUGGAAAUGAUGAUGGUAAAGAUCAGCCUCUGCCCUUGCAACUUUACCAAACCCAGACAGAGGGAGACACAGAGCCCCCAGCUGUCACCUCAUUUGAACUGCUACAACUGGAUGUCAAAGAAGACAACUUUUUAAUAUCAGAACCAACAAGGGAAAAGCCUUUCAAAUGCACCACUUGUGGGAGAGAGUUUACCUGGAAGCAUAACAUGGAGAGACAUAUAAGGACUCAUGCAGGGGAGAAGCCAUUCAGGUGCAACACAUGUGGGAAACCAUUCAGAUGCACCACGUGCGGGAAAAUGUUUACCCAGAAGUCAAGUUUUCAAAGGCACGGAAGAACUCAUACAGGGGAGAAGCCAUUCAGAUGCACUGCAUGCGGGAAAAUGUUUACCCAGAAGUCACAUUUACAAGUGCACAUAAGGACUCAUACAGGGGAGAAGCCAUUCAGAUGCACUACAUGCGGGAAAAUGUUUCCCCAUGAGUCAAGUUUUCAAAGGCACGUAAGGACUCAUACAGGGGAGAAGCCACAUAGAUGCAGUACAUGCGGGAAAAUGUUCAUCUGGAAGUCAGAAUUGCAAGUGCACUUAAGUACUCAUACAGGGGAAAAGCCAUUCAGAUGCACCACAUGUGGGAAAAUGUUUACCAAGAAGUCAAAUUUACAAGGGCACAUAAGGACUCAUACAGGGGAGAAGCCAUUCAGAUGCACCACAUGCGGGAAAAUGUUUACCCACAAAUCAAAUUCACAAAUUCACCUUAGGACUCAUACAGGGGAGAAGCCAUUCAGAUGCACCACGUGUGGGAAAAUGUUUACCCGUAAGUCCAAUUUUCAAAAGCACGCAAGAACUCAUACAGGGGAGAAGCCAUUCAGAUGCACCACAUGCGGGAAAAUGUUUACACAGAAGUCAAGUUUACGAUCGCACGUAAGGAUUCAUACAGGGGAGAAGCCAUUCGGAUGCACCACGUGCGGGAAAAUGUUUACCCGGAAGUCACAUUUACAAACGCACAUGAGGACUCAUACAGGGGAGAAGCCAUUCAGAUGCACCACGUGCGGGAAAAUGUUUAACCAGAUGGCAAGUUUACAAAAGCACGUAAGGACUCAUACAGGGGAGAAGCCAUUCAAAUGCACCACAUGUGGGAAAAUGUUUACCCAGAAGGCAAGUUUACAAAGUCACCUAAGGACUCAUAUACAGCAGAGAAGCCAUUCAGGUGCUGCGAUUGUGGAAAUGGUUUCAGCUCAAAAUGUCAUCUCAAAUGACAUGUCAUGACCCACACAGGUGAUAUCGGCACUUCCACAGCCAAUGGGGUCAGCUGCACAACCUGAAGCCAGGAGAUUGGGUGCUGAUAAAGGAUCUAAAAAGCAAACACCGGAGGAAG
Molecule: messenger RNA, 1852 nt
Organism: Lampris incognitus (smalleye Pacific opah)
Lineage: Eukaryota; Metazoa; Chordata; Actinopteri; Lampriformes; Lampridae
Product: gastrula zinc finger protein XlCGF57.1-like
Exons: 6
Coding region: 1-1743 (580 amino acids)
Biological process (GO): regulation of transcription by RNA polymerase II
Cellular component (GO): nucleus
Molecular function (GO): DNA-binding transcription factor activity, RNA polymerase II-specific; RNA polymerase II transcription regulatory region sequence-specific DNA binding
Source: RefSeq, a predicted model, not a curated record